AAUUAUUUCGCUGCAAUCCGCCGACCAGAGCUGACCGCCAGAGAUGACCACCUCCGCCGAUAGUGUGUUCGUUGCCCGUUCCGAUGGUAUCUCCGCCGAAGGAGUCAGGGACCAGUAUGCCGAUGGCAAGGCCGCCAAGGUGUGGGAGAUCUUCAUCGGGGACAAAAACUCCAGGACGGACAACUACAAGAACUUCUUAAUCGAUAUGUUGAGGAAAAAGGGCUGCAAAAGGGUCCUUGAUGUGGCCUGUGGAACGGGUGUGGACUCCCUGAUGCUUGUGGAAGAGGGUUUCGAGGUGGUUUCCGUAGAUGCAUCGGAUAAGAUGUUGAAAUACGCUCUGAAGGAGCGCUGGAAUCGCCGCAAGGAGGCUUCUUUCGAUAACUGGAUCAUUGAAGAGGCCAACUGGCUGACCCUGUACGAUGACAUUCAGGAGCACAUUAAAGAUGGCUUCGAUGCUGUUAUCUGUCUGGGAAACUCCUUUGCCCAUUUAAUGGACGGCUUCGGAGAUCAGCGGGAGCACAAACAGGCCAUUCGCAACUUCGAGAAGUGCCUGAAGCCUGGUGGAGUCCUGCUGAUUGAUCACCGAAACUAUGACAAUAUCCUGGAAACUGGAGCCACGCCCGCCAAAAGUAUUUACUAUAAUACAAGCCACACGGCCGACAUCAAGACCUCCGUGCUCUUCUACUGCGGCAAGCCCGCACUGGUCUCCAUGGACUACCUCAUCGAGGGCAACAAGCUAAGCAGCGAGUUCCGCCUCUCCUACUAUCCCCACGAACUGAAGCGCUUCCGGGACAUCCUUGGGGAGAUCUUCUCUCCCAAAGCCGCCCAUCAGCUGUACGGCGACUUCAAGGAGAUGAGCCAAGUAAAGAAUCCCGCCUUCUACAUCCAUCUGAUCGAGAAGCCGCAGGUUUAGGUUUUAAGCAACUAGUUUGUAUUCACAUAAGGCCACACAUGACACAUCCACAUAAAAAUAUAUACACAAAGCUCCGCCGAUUCACAUAACAA
Messenger RNA from Drosophila bipectinata, 1005 nucleotides. It is a transcript of the gene Gnmt, whose product is annotated as Glycine N-methyltransferase. Gene Ontology annotation, molecular function: identical protein binding; glycine binding; S-adenosyl-L-methionine binding. NCBI's taxonomy places the organism in Eukaryota, Metazoa, Arthropoda, Insecta, Diptera, Drosophilidae. Gene Ontology annotation, cellular component: cytosol. Gene Ontology annotation, biological process: one-carbon metabolic process; regulation of gluconeogenesis; S-adenosylmethionine metabolic process. The record is from RefSeq and is a predicted model, not a curated record.